CCGCCCUCCUGCCCGCCCUCCGCGACUACCGCCGGGCUACCGAGGACGGGGCGCUGCUGGCCAUCGAGUUCACUGGGCUCGCCGAGUAUCUGGCGCUGCUGAAGGCCGCCGCCCGCGCCCUGGCGCCCUUCGGCUCCAGAGUCAUGUUUUACCUGGCAGCCGCCGUGUCGGAUUUCUACAUCCCCACCUCGGAGAUGCCCGAGCACAAGAUCCAGUCCUCGGAGGGGCCCCUGCAGAUCACAAUGAAGAUGGUGCCAAAAAUGCUGUCCCCGCUCGUCAAAGAAUGGGCCCCGGAGGCGUUCGUUAUUUCAUUUAAACUGGAGACAGAUCCUUUGAUCUUAAUCGAUAAAUCACGGCAGGCACUGGAGAAAUAUCGUCACCAGGUGGUGGUGGCAAAUAUCCUGGAAUCCCGGAGAACCUCUGUCAUUAUUGUAACCAAGGACUCGCAGACUCCUUUAUCUCUUUCUGAUGAGGAAAUAGCGCAAGGCAUGGAAAUAGAGGAGAAGAUAGUGAGCUAUCUCCAGGGCCAACACACCGCCUUUAUAGAGAAGAAAGUCUGAGGGUCGGCUUGGAGUGAAACAAGCGAAAUUGUGCCAGAGAGAGCAGAGCCGGAGCCAGUCUCUGCCCCAGGUAAAUAAACAAUCCUCAGUGAGACACUGUGGGAAGAGCUGCCGUCCAAACCCCUGUGACUUUCCAGCUUGGUUAUGAUUAUUGUUGCUUGCUUUGAAAAAAGAAAAAUACACUGAAGUGAAAUCAUUCCAGAGGAUGGUGUGUGUUCUGGUGUCUCGUGAAGGAAAGGAUAUAUUGCUUUAUUUCUGUCCCAUGGGCUGGGAGAGCCGGGAGGUGGAGAAAUGGUAAAUAUCUCUGUAUAUAAAAAGAUUUUCUUGAA
Calidris pugnax (ruff) is the source of this 889-nucleotide messenger RNA. RefSeq names its product phosphopantothenoylcysteine synthetase (gene PPCS). Bases 144 to 560 code for a protein of 138 amino acids. The transcript has 4 exons. Gene Ontology annotation, biological process: coenzyme A biosynthetic process. Gene Ontology annotation, cellular component: cytoplasm; nucleus. The record is from RefSeq and is a predicted model, not a curated record. NCBI's taxonomy places the organism in Eukaryota, Metazoa, Chordata, Aves, Charadriiformes, Scolopacidae. Gene Ontology annotation, molecular function: phosphopantothenate--cysteine ligase activity.